Molecule: messenger RNA, 1539 nt
Organism: Striga asiatica
Lineage: Eukaryota; Viridiplantae; Streptophyta; Magnoliopsida; Lamiales; Orobanchaceae
Source: the annotation of a GenBank genome assembly
AUGGAAUCCAAUCUCAUCGCGGCCUUCCUACCCAUCUUCGCCACAUUUGACGUCGAUGAAUGCUCACAGGCUAAAGGCCUCAUGGAAAAAUUGAUCGAUGAGAAGAAAAUUCUCACAACCCUGGACCAGAAUUUGACGGCGAUGGCAGAGCUCAUCCUUCCGGGGGAAACCCUUUCUCAGGCUCUUACGCGUGCUUACAACAACGGGCCCGACUGGCGGUUGGCAGAGGUUGCCGCCGAAACUGUGCAUUCCUUGAACAUUCCGGGAAGGCGGUUUGCUGAAACCGUCUGCUACGAUACUUGGACCGCCGCAAAUAUCGUUCAACUCCUUCAAGGAGUGCGAACGGCGACUACCCCCGAAGCAAUCGCGGCGAGGCACCGCUGGACCCGGCGCCGCACCUUGUACCUUCAGAUUCUUGCUAUUCUUGUGCCAAAUGAAAGCGUCCAGGAUGCCUUGGACAGGCUGUUGAACGACGACGACGGCCAGGGACACGUCCGCCGCCGUCUAUCAGAUGCAGCGGAUUGUCUGAUUCACCAACUGGAGGAGCCCCCCGCUUUCAGGGAUCUUGAAAAGGAAGUCUUGGAAAAAAAACGAAGUCGCCCUUCUCCCCCACUCUCUCUCUCUCUCUCUCUCUCUCUCUCUGUGAAUAUGGAAUCCAAUCUCAUCGCGGCCUUCCUACCCAUCUUCGCCACAUUUGAUGUCGAUGAAUGCUCACAGGCUAAAGGCCUCAUGGAAAAAUUGAUCGAUGAGAAGAAAAUUCUCACAACCCUGGACCAGAAUUUGACGGCGAUGGCAGAGCUCAUCCUUCCGGGGGAAACCCUUUCUCAGGCUCUUACGCGUGCUUACGACAAUGGGCCCGACUGGCGGUUGGCAGAGGUUGCCGCCGAAACUGUGCAUUCCUUGAACAUUCCGGGAAGGCGGUUUGCUGAAACCGUCUGCUACGAUACUUGGACCGCCGCAAAUAUCGUUCAACUCCUUCAAGGAGUGCGAACGGCGGCUACCCCCGAAGCAAUCGCGGCGAGGCACCGCUGGACCCGGCGCCGCACCUUGUACCUUCAGAUUCUUGCUAUUCUUGAGCCGAAUGUAAGCGUCCAGGAUGCCUUGGACAGGCUGUUGAACAACGACGACGGCCAGGGACACGUCCGCCGCCGUCUAUCAGAUGCAGCGGAUUGUCUGAUUCACCAAUUGGAGGAGCCCCCCGUUUUCAGGGAUCUUGAAAAGGAAGCUAAAGGCCUCAUGGAAAAAUUGAUCGAUGAGAAGAAAAUUCUCACAACCCUGGACCAGAAUUUGACGGCGAUGGCAGAGCUCAUCCUUUCGGGGGAAACCCUUUCUCAGGCUCUUACGCGUGCUUACGACAACGGGCCCGACUGGCGGUUGGCAGAGGUUGCCGCCGAAACUGUGCAUUCCUUGAACAUUCCGGGAAGGCGGUUUGCUGAAACCGUCUGCUACGAUACUUGGACCGCCGCAAAUAUCGUUCAACUCCUUCAAGGAGUGCGAACGGCGGCUACCCCCGAAGCAAUCGCGGCGAGGCACCGCUGA